This is a messenger RNA of Saprolegnia diclina VS20, 550 nucleotides long. RefSeq lists its product as hypothetical. NCBI's taxonomy places the organism in Eukaryota, Oomycota, Saprolegniomycetes, Saprolegniales, Saprolegniaceae. The record is from RefSeq and is a predicted model, not a curated record. The transcript has a single exon. The coding region runs from base 1 to 477 and encodes 158 amino acids.
AUGCACCUCGCGCUUUGGCUCCUUGUGCUGCUGGUCGCGAUGGCCGUCGACGCGAUCGCCAAUGGCUGUGAGCAGUGUCGUCUCACGGGACAGUGCGCGCAAGCAGCAUACCACAACGUAUCGGGCCACUACUGCGGCGAGUACCUUUCGCACAACGACAACUCGACUGUCUUGUGCUGCUGCCCCACCGGUCGUCUCUGCAACGCCACCACGACCACCUGCAACUGCGCCAGGCCCACCACGACGAACGAAGCUACGGUCACAACACCACUGGUCUGCCUGGCAGCGUUCUUUCUCGUCUUCUUCAGCGGGCUCAUCUGGUGCAGCAGCCAGCGCAGCACGGCAGUGCACGAUGCAUCGUCCUACGUCCUCUACAAAGACACCGACUCGACGGAAUCGUCGGCGCGCGAGAGCGAGAUCGGUGACUUUAUCGGCAGCCACAACGACAACGCGAGCAAGCAACUCAAGGUCCAGUAGCACACGCGCGGUGGGCUCGUCGCGUUAGACUUUGUAUGGUUGGCUGUCGUGCAUCGAGUCCAACUUCGUUCCU